Messenger RNA from Tilletiopsis washingtonensis, 1357 nucleotides. RefSeq lists its product as hypothetical. NCBI's taxonomy places the organism in Eukaryota, Fungi, Basidiomycota, Exobasidiomycetes, Entylomatales. The transcript has 6 exons. Bases 233 to 1357 code for a protein of 374 amino acids. The record is from RefSeq and is a predicted model, not a curated record.
CUCUCCGUCUCGCCCGUCCACUCGUCCCCCCACGCGCGCGCGCGCGCAUCGAGCCCUCUUGCUUCGCGCCCACGUCUGCCGCUCAGUGCAGCCCACCGCUCGAAGAGAGAAAGAGAGAGACACCGCUUUCCCCUUCGUGCGCGCUCCAUACCCUCAGCAGUGCUCUCUCCCCGGGCGCAAGCCAGCUAGCUCUGCGCGCUAGCACCUUGCCCGCAAGUCAAGUGCGCCCAGCAUGUCCGCGGUGUACUCGAUCUACACGUCUCCCAACCAUGCGCCGAUUCCCAAUCACCUGCCGACGCUAAUCGUGACGCCUCAUGGUCAACCACACCACACGCUCUACUCCUACAUCCACACGUCAUUCAACAAGGAGACGUACCUCCUGACGCCAUCUCCGCAGGGCGACCUGUGCGUCGCCAAGAUGGUGCCUCCUCCCGGCUCUCGCGGUCCGGGAGGACCUGGCACCUCUGAUCCCGGGCACGCCGCCGACCCUACGCGCGACCGCUCGGUGCGCUGCGAGGCGUCGCGCAACCUCAAGUGGAGCAUCACCAACACGGGCAUCCACGCGCCCGUGUACAAGCUCACGCUGCCGAACCCGGAUGCGCCGGGCAACGAGCAGCCGCUGUUCCAGAUCAGCAAGCCAAAUCCAAACGCCACGUGGUGGACGCUCUUCUACUUUACGUACGCCGGCCAUCUCAUCCCGCCCAAGCGCAUCGAGUUUGGCAAGAUCCAGAAGAACGCCGCCAGCGGCAGCGGUGGAGGCGGCGGCGGCACGCGCGUCAGCAUUACGGGCAAGACGGCGGAGGAGAAGGCCGUGUGGCAGACGUUGGGCGAGGGCAACGAGGACAUGGUCGAGUGGAUCGUGCUCUGUGCCGCGCUCAACGUGCUCGACGAGGAGAUCAUCAAGGCGGCAGAGCGCAGCGGCCUCGCCGUGCCGUCAAGUCGUCCCGGACCGGCUCAUACGCCCGUGCAGCGCCCUGGUCCGGCACCUGCGCCGUUCCAACCGCAGCCGCCUCGUACGAAUAGUGGGCCUCGACCGGGCCAGCCGGAUCCGCGCGCGUAUCCGCAGCAACAGGCGCACCAGCAACAGCAGCAGCAAUACCGUGGUCCGCCGCCGCAGCAGCAGCAAGGAGGCUUCCCGCAGCCUGGUCGCGGACCGCCGCCGCCUCCGCAGCAGGCCAGCUCGUACGGCGGCUCUGCACCGCCUCCGCGCGGGCCGCCGGGAGGAGGCGGCUCGUACGGUCCACCGCAAGGCCAGCGUGGCCCGCCGCCGCCGCAACACAUGCAGCAGCGCGGACCGCCGCCGCCGCCGCCGCAUCAUGCGCAGGGAGCGGCGGUGUCGAAUGGAAGGCGUUUUUAG